AUGAUUCACCUGAACUGGGGCUGUCUACUUACAUUGCUGCAUUUAGUGGUGGCCAAUCCAGUGAGUGACGAUAUGUUGCUUACCCAAGAGCAACGUGAAUAUUUGGAGGGAAGCACCAAGAAUCCACACGCUAAGAAUGUAAUGCUUUGGUCACAGUAUUAUUGGAAGAAUUCCAUCUUCGUCUAUAGCUUCGGCGAGGGUCUGAGCACCAGUGAUAAGAAGACCAUAAUCCAGGCCAUGUCUAGCAUAACCAGACAAACGUCUUGUGUACGUUUUCGUCAAACAAGAAAUCGCCAAGAGCCUCAAGUCAUUAUUCAGCGCAAGGAUUCGGGCUGUUGGUCCUAUGUUGGAUUUUUGAAUAGGAUGGAGCAACCUUUAAAUUUGGGUAGCGGUUGUAUGUCAAUCGGUACAAUUCAGCAUGAACUUCUUCAUGCUUUAGCCAUUGUCCACAUGCAUAAUGAUCCUCUUCGCGAUAAGUUUGUCAAAAUUCUUUAUGAAAACAUUCAAGAUGAUAUGAUAAAUAAUUUUCGUAUCUAUGAUUCAAAGGAUGUCGCCGAUCUCGGCUAUGGCUAUGACUAUCGAAGCAUAAUGCAUUAUGGUUCAUAUGAUUUUUCGAAGAACUCCAAACGCACUAUUAUACCUUUGCAGAAUGUUCAAAUUGGUCAACGUUCGGGCCUAAGUCCAAAGGACAUACUUAAGUUAAAGCACAUUUAUUGUACCUAA
Drosophila willistoni is the source of this 723-nucleotide messenger RNA. RefSeq names its product blastula protease 10. The transcript has 2 exons. Gene Ontology annotation, molecular function: metalloendopeptidase activity; zinc ion binding. Gene Ontology annotation, biological process: proteolysis. Bases 1 to 723 code for a protein of 240 amino acids. The record is from RefSeq and is a predicted model, not a curated record. Lineage: Eukaryota; Metazoa; Arthropoda; Insecta; Diptera; Drosophilidae.